GUGAAGUCAGUCCUCCAGCGCUACUCAGUCUGUUCGGAGAGAGCGACGAGAAAAGGAACCGGCGAGUAAUAGAACAGAAAAAGAACGUGAUGUGUUGUUGAAGUGAAAUUUCCCGCGUCCUGUUUCAAAUGCCAGACGACUCUCGGUGGCCACCUGUUGGACCCUGCGAUCGAAAAAGGCGGUAUUAAAUAGAGCUUUAUUUAUUAGGAUUCUUUUCAACAUCGGAGAAGGCAUGUUCUCCUUGUGGACCACAUUUUGCUGUUGCCUGCUCUGCUGGACGCUUCUGUUAGUGGUCCCAUGCCAGGGGUCCUGCGACUGGCCUCCGCAGUACAACGAUCUACAAGUCCCUUGCGUUUGUGGCACUGGGGGCAACUUGAGGCUGACUGUACAAUGUAGUUCCGUGCAGCUUUCUCAUCUGGUGGAGGCCCUACAAUCGAAACCGCCGCUGGACUUGCUAGCUGUGAUCAACGGAUCUAUAACAACUUUAGAGGAUGGAUCCUUUUCUGGACUUGACGUUCGGGGGAUACAGUUGUCUAAUGUGGGCUUGAAGGUAGUAUCUGAGAAUGCAUUUCAAGGUUUAGAGAGGACUCUUAGUAGUUUGAACUUGGAGCUAAAUGAAUUGACAGAAGUGCCAUCACAAUCGCUUAAGAAACUGAGCAAUCUUAAAGAGCUGGACUUGUCGAGGAAUAGAAUUACUGAUGUGCCCGACAAUUCUUUCAAUGGAUUACCUCUGACUACACUGAAACUAGCGGAUAAUCUUUUGAAGAUCAGCGAUGCCGCCUUUAAAGGCUUGGAGACGACCCUUCACAACCUGAACCUGAAGAGCACGGGUCAGACGCAACUGCCCACCGCCGUCAAGCCACUCCACGAACUCUCCUUUUUGGACCUGUCCCAGAACAAGUUCUCCGAACUGCUUCCGGAUGACUUCGGAAACCUUCGGCAGCUGACGGCCUUGACCCUGGAGAGGAACAUGGUCAGUUCCGUCGAUCCGAAGGCUUUCAGUGGUCUCAACGGAACUCUUAGUUCUCUCUCACUGCUCAAUAACAAGAUCGAAGAGUUCCCCACGCAGGCCAUUAAGGCCCUCACGCAACUGAGGGUUUUGGAUAUGGGUUUCAAUCGAAUGAAGUCUGUUCCAGAUGAUGCUUUCCUUGGAAAUCCGCUCUUGACGUUACUCGCUUUAGAUGGUAAUCCAUUAAGUACACUGUCAGAAGUGGCCUUCUCUCAUCUCAACUCAACUCUUCGAGGUCUUAGCGUUGGAGGAAGCACCCUUGUGUGCGAUUGCAAAAUCCGCUGGAUCGUAGAAUGGGUAAAGAAGUACGAUUUACAAGUCACGAGCCGUGAAAGGAACCCUCAAUUUUGUGGCAGACCUACCCAGUACCGACGACGAGUUCUUCCACAAAUGUCACCUACAGAGUUGAAAUGCGAUGACGAAGCACUAAGUAGCAGUACAGCCAUCCUCGCUUCUACAUCCACUCAAAGUGUCCAAACACAGCUCCCACCUCAAAGACCAACUGUUGCUGCAAGUGGUCGAGAUCUCAGGGCUCCAAGAACAUCAUCUCUCGACCAGCUUCAUCUCACAGAGGUCAUCAGAAGAGGUACAGAACUCACUGUGAAAUGGGAAGGUUUCAGAGAAGACAAUCUGGUCCGUGCUCGGUCAGCAGCUCCUGUCCAUGCUAUGUUUCGAAUUUUUGGAGAACCUCACUUUCAAUUAGGGCAGACUGCAAAUCCCAACACCGGGUGGGCCCAGUUUCAAGUCCCAGAAGGCAGAGCCCUUGUUGUCUGCGUUGUAGAUACUGCCCAGGCUGCCACUCUGUCAGCAACUGCAGUGCCUCGAAAUCAGUGCAACGAAGUAGUUGCUGAAAAGGUAUCUGACUCGCAGCUCAAUAAAAUCAUCAUUGGUUCAUCAGCAGCAGUUUGUGGUAUGAUCAUCAUUGCCGUCAUCAUCUUCGUGUGCUGCUCUAGACGCUCCGGUAAGAAGCAAACAAUGCCCCGCCCUGUCAUGAAGUCUGAACACGAGUGGGAAACCGCUUCAGUUUACAGUGGCAGAAGUAUACCCAGAGCUAGAGCAUACCAUGGGUCAGUAAAUCCUUCCUAUCUCCACGAUCCAAGAACACCAGAUGAUGUCCAAUCCUUUAGAUCAUUGCCACCAGCCAGAGCUCAUCGAGGAGGUCAUAUGAUGGGAAAUCGGGACAUCCAUAGUUCUCAAAUUGCGUUGUCUCAGUUAUCUGGCCAUCACUCUUUUCUGGGGACAUAUGGCGGUGAAAACCACCAUAACGGAUGGGGAUCUCACCAUUGGGACAAUACAGAUGCAUACUCAGACAGACACGCUCCUUCUAGAUUAUCUUAUGGAAAGGAUAAUUUUGGCUAAAUACAUCUUCAAGGCACAUAUUUGAGGCGAUCAGUGAAAUCAUAUUCUCGGAGGCAUUUUUGGUCUCAAGAGAAUUAGAAGACUCUAAGUCUAGAGUAUAUCUUGAAAAUCUACGAUCUCAGAUUUUCUACAAACUAUUGUUGAACUGUGUUCAUUUGAUUUCGAUUUGAACGAACUGUGUGAAUUUCGUACUUACAGUUUAAGGAAAAAAAAUCAUAGACUUUAGAAAUUUCGGUUUGUGGCAGCUAAGUUACUUGGCUAAAUUCAAAGAAUUUCUUCAUUAUCUUCAAGUGAAAUCAUAAUUCAAAGCCAGUGUCAUCUGUAGCAAAGUGAUUAUGCUUUAACAGCAUAAAUAAUAGAUAACAUAUUUAUGCGAUAUUAAUAAUAUGCGUUAGAUUGGUGUUUUAAGCAAUAUGUAUAAGAAGCAUAAAUCAGAAAUAUCCAAAUCGUAUUCGGCAAGUUUAGUUGUUUUUAUUCAUGCCGCAGAAUAUAAUGAUCAACUUUUUAUGAUAUAUUCUUUUUUAAACCAAUUGGCAUAGGAAAUCAAAAUCAAAAUAAAGACCGUCAUGAUAAAACAUAAAAUUUAAAACCAUAUGGCAUUAGAAAUUAAGAAUCUUAUGCAUGUUUUCCACCAGAUAAAAAUGAUGUAUAACAUCUUUUCCUCAAAAAAGUGCCAAGUUCAUUAUAUUAUUAGAUUUUUCUCAUUUUAGGAAUGAAAAAAAAAAGAAUUUUUAUCUAUUUUUUUAGAUAUUUUUUUACGAACAAUGCUAUCAAAUUUUUAAAUCAUGUUAGAUUUGUUCGUCAGAUAUUCUCAACGUCUCAUAGACGGCGGAUGCACUUUCGUUUUAUACUACGUUUUCUAAAUGAAAGAAGAAUUUUAUUUGUUUUUCAUAUACUCUUUAGUAUGAUGGAUAUAAUCUAUAUUGGCCAUGUCAUACCGUCAUGUCACAACUAUUCACAGAUAUAUGAUGACUCGCAUGUUAUAGAUGGUACACUGUUGUUCUGUCUUGCUUUUUAUAACUAAAAUUAUAUGCAAUUGCUUUUUUAUGAUAUUAUUUCUAAAAAAAUUAAAAGUAAUGUCAUGUGUUUUAUAUUUUAAAUUUAAUUGGGGGAAAAAAUACUAUUUAUUUAAAAAGAACGUGUUUUAUUUCUAGUAAAAUCCGUCUCAAAAAUAGAUUUCUUAAAAUGCUUUAUCAUUUGAUGAUCGAAAAAUAGAUUUAAAUAAGUAAAUAUCCUGGCUCUACGUCUACUAAAACAAGCAAUUUACAAAAUGAUUACUUUUUUGGAAAAAUUGUCUUAUGGUUUUAUGAUUUCAUUGAAAAAUCUAGUAAAUUUACAUAAGCUUUUUUUUCUUUGGUUAACAGACAGCUUUUUUUCUUUGCUUUUUUUUCUUUGGUUAACAGAUUCUUUUGUUAAAAAAAGCAAGAUUUUCAAAAAAAUCUAAAAGACUUAAUAAUUGACAGAAAUAUUAGAAAUUUCCGUCUGUGUCUAUAUGAAUAUAUUCUAUUGUUAUUUAAGGGAAAAAGUCUUUCUAUCCAAGAACUAUCAAAAAGCUAUUUUCAUUCAUAAAAAGUGUGAAUUUAUCAUAACGAACAUAUAUCAAAUGCAGCGUUCUUAUACUUUAAAAAUAUAGCUUACAAGAAAAUUUCCUCCCCCCCCCCCAACUUUUCUUCAGAAUGCAAAGAUGCAAUAUUCAUGCAAAACUUUUCUCUAUAAAAUGUUUCAUAACAUAUUAGAUAAUGGAUUUUAAUAAUCGUUGUAUUCUCUAGUGAUCAUGUAAAGUAAAAUGAGUUAACCCAAUAUCGAGGAGCUUUCAUCGCUUUUGACACCAUUUCACAAGACCAUAUUUUUUUCAUAAGAACUAUCUAAGUCAGUGUCUUUGUAAAGCUAUUCAAGGCUGACUCAGUACAUGAUUUCGAAAAUUUGUAAAUAGUUAUAAUGUUUUGGUAAAUGUUUGUAUGUUUACUUUUAUGUAUUUCUCUUAAUAAAAAUAUUAAUAUUUAUA
Argiope bruennichi is the source of this 4373-nucleotide messenger RNA. Its product is annotated as leucine-rich repeats and immunoglobulin-like domains protein 3. The coding region runs from base 233 to 2368 and encodes 711 amino acids. Gene Ontology annotation, molecular function: protein binding. The transcript is spliced from 5 exons. The record is from RefSeq and is a predicted model, not a curated record. Lineage: Eukaryota; Metazoa; Arthropoda; Arachnida; Araneae; Araneidae.